This is a messenger RNA of Pteropus alecto (black flying fox), 930 nucleotides long. RefSeq names its product olfactory receptor 2L8. The record is from RefSeq and is a predicted model, not a curated record. Gene Ontology annotation, cellular component: membrane. NCBI's taxonomy places the organism in Eukaryota, Metazoa, Chordata, Mammalia, Chiroptera, Pteropodidae. Gene Ontology annotation, biological process: G protein-coupled receptor signaling pathway. The transcript has a single exon. The coding region runs from base 1 to 930 and encodes 309 amino acids. Gene Ontology annotation, molecular function: G protein-coupled receptor activity; olfactory receptor activity.
AUGGUGAAUUACAACCAAACGUCAACUGACUUCUUCUUAUUGGGGUUGCUCCCACCGUCAAAAAUUGGGCUGUUCUUCUUCUCUCUCAUUAUGCUCAUGUUCUUGAUGGUUCUGCUUGGCAACCUGUCCAUGGUCCUCCUCAUUGUGCUGGACACCCGCCUCUACACCCCCAUGUAUGUUCUCCUGAGCCAGCUUUCCCACAUUGAUCUGAAUUACAUCUCCACCACUAUCCCCAAAAUGGCUUUCAACUACCUGCUGGGGAACAAGUCUACCUUGUUCAUCGGGUGUGGGGUUCAGAACUUCUUCUUCAUGACUUUAGUGGGAACUGAAGGACUGCUGUUAACAUGCAUGGCCUAUGAACGCUAUGUGGCCAUUUGCUUUCCUCUCUACUACCCCACCCAGAUGAGUAAAAGAGUGUGUGUGCUGAUGAUAGCAGGGUCAUGGAUAACAGACGCCAGCAACUCUAGUGCCCACACUGCAUACAUCCUCCAUAUCCCCUACUGUAGAUUCAGAACCAUCAACCAUUUCUUCUGUGACAUUCCAGCCAUGAUGACUCUGGCCUGCAUGGACAUCUGGUUCUACGAGUGCACAGUGUUUGUGAACACCAUCUUCUUCCUCUUGUUGCCUUUCAUGGCUAUCGCAUAUUCCUAUAGCCAGGUUCUCUCUGCCUGCGUUCAAUGGCAGGGAGGAAGAAGGGUUUACUGGACCUGUAGCACCCAUCUCACCAUGGUGACUUUGUUCUACGCACCCUUUGUUUACAAUUACCUAUGCCCAAGAUCCCUGAGAUCUCCAACAGAGGACGUGAUACUGACUGUCUUCUAUACCAUCCUGAUCCCAGUACUCAACCCUGUCAUCUACAGUCUGAGAAACAAGGAGGUGAUGGGGUCCUUGAGGAGAGUGAUUCAGAGAAUCCACUUUGUGAAAAUGUAA